AUGUCCGCGACAAUCCUGUUGGACAGCCGGCAUACUCAUUACACCAACCUUGACUUCCUGUCUGGCAAGGUUGUGCUCGGUUUACAUACUGAAGCAGCGAUCGGCGGCAUCCAGGUCAAGUUGGAGGGCGAGAGUCGCACGCGCCUGUCCGGUCCUCGGAACCCACAGAAUGUGAACUCCGAUAAGAAGCGGACAGAGCUGGAGGUCCACAAGAUCUUGUACAAGGUCGCGACCGUCUUCCCUACGCCGGGUGUCAUGCAGCAAGGGUCGCCAGCUACAUCGUAUACGUUCGCCCCAGGGACGUACGAAUAUCCAUUCCAGUUCAAGUUCCCUUUCAACAAUGCUUGCAGCACCCACAAUAGCAUGCUCACCAACCUCAACUUUAGCGGGUUGAAAGUUGAGAUGGCCCGAGACACCAAUCGCCAUGUCAAGAAGACUCUGCCUCCCUCGUUGAGUGGUUUCCCCGGUGAGGCCGACAUCAAAUAUUUCGUCAAGGCAACGGUCAUUCGGCCACAGUUUUACAAAGAGAAUAUCCGGGCGCUCGUGGGCUUGAAUUUCUUGCCGAUUGAGCCACCCCGAACUGGCAAUCCCAACGAGGAGACUUACGCAAGGCGGCAACACCAAUUCUCCAAGAUCUCCAAGAAAAAAAAUCUGUUCUCGCGCGUUUCUAAUGCCGCACUUGGAGACAUUUAUGCGGAACCUCCUCGAGUGGCCUUGGAUGCUCGCCUCCCCAACCCGUCUAUUCUCACAUGCAACGAACCAGUUCCACUUCGUCUAAUCGCUAGGAAGUUGACCGAAACCUCAGACAUUAUCUUUCUCCAAAUGCUACAAGUGGAACUAAUUUCGUACACCAAAAUCAUUGCCCAUGAUCUUACUCGCAAAGAAACUGGCUCCUGGGUCAUUCUGAGCCGCAGCAACAUGCAAACCCCGAUGGGCAAACCGGGCGAUGCGGUAGGCACCGAUUGGGUUAUUGACCCUAACUUGUGGAACCAUCUACCUCUACCUAACUCGGUUGCGCCAUCCUUUGAGACGUGUAAUAUCGAGAGAACUUAUGAGCUGGAAGUGCGAGUUGGUCUAACCCAUGGCACCGUCAAGGAAAUGAAGCCGCAACUCAUUGUUCUGCCAUUACGAAUGCCGGUCAGGGUUUACUCUGGAAUUGCUCCCCCUCAGGCCCUCCUGGAUGCUAUGGCAGCGGCAACUCUUCAACCAUCACCUUCAAAACCAUCAUCUCGACCCAGCUGGCCGACAAACGAAGGUAGCAGCCGGCCGCCUAUGCCCCCACGACCAAUGGAUGCGCCAGUGCCCGUCAGUACUGCCGAGGUUUACGAUGAUGCACCGCCCAGCUAUGAGGAUGCCAUGGCGGAAAACCUAAGCCCGGUGGAUGGACCACGCCGCGAGUAUCACCCACCAGAUACCUCUUCUUCCGGGGGUGCCAUGGACUCUGGAACUGAUGCCAAAUCGGCAGCCGAAACGGGGAAGGCCCGUGAGGAGAGCCCGGCGCCAGAGGGAUCUUCAGCGCUUCCUUACUGCCGCGACAGCCGCUCGUCCUCGGAAUCCUUUGACAUGCUACCCACCACUCCGCCCGAGUCUCAUUCUGGAUCCCCCUCCACGUCUCCGGUCAGACGUUCACAAAGUACCAUGAAGGUCCCCCGGAAUCCCGUGGAUGAGGAAAGCCCUCCGCAGUACCAGCCUGUUGCCGAGAGCCACCAACUUGCCCCAAGUGCCGUGGAGCGACAGCCUUCCCGGAACAAUCUUCGCCCCAUGAAUCUCGGCGUGCCUACCCGAAAACCUGUCCCGAGCCCGAAUAGACGAGGACACUCUUGA
Molecule: messenger RNA, 1824 nt
Organism: Penicillium alfredii
Lineage: Eukaryota; Fungi; Ascomycota; Eurotiomycetes; Eurotiales; Aspergillaceae
Product: arrestin (or S-antigen), N-terminal domain protein
Exons: 5
Coding region: 1-1824 (607 amino acids)
Biological process (GO): ubiquitin-dependent endocytosis
Cellular component (GO): cytoplasm; cytosol; plasma membrane
Molecular function (GO): protein-macromolecule adaptor activity; ubiquitin protein ligase binding
Source: RefSeq, a predicted model, not a curated record